AUGUCUGUGGGCGGAGGCCUGAGGAAGAGGAGGAGGAAGAGGAGGCUCCAGCCUUCCUCCAGGCCCGCUCCCACAACUCUUCAAGCAAACUUUCCUCCAAUGUUUCCGUGAGACAAAAACUGCGACGCUUCGCGUGGCGCGGGAGCAAAGACACGCAGCGGGUCCCCGCGGGGCUGCGGGGCCCGCGGAGGGACGGCGGCAUGUGGAGGAGAUCCGCAGCCGCCUGGAUGUGACUCCGAGGAGGAUGGAGGGAGGAACAGAGCCAGCAGAGGAGGAGAAGGAGAAGGAUCCUAAUCACAUCCCAGUGGAACACCAGGAGUUUCCCAUCAUGCACUGGGAGGAGCUGAGCCAGCGGAUCGCUGAGCUGGAGAAGCAGGAGCAGGAGAGGAGGGAGAAGAGGAGGACGGGUCUGAGGACGGAGAACGUCUGGGAGGAAGAGGAGGAAGACGGCAGGAGGGGACGAGUCGCCGUCUCCACGUCACGGCUGAACCACCGGAACCUGCAGCUCUGCUUCAUUAACAACAGCGACAGCGAGGAUGAUGAUGAGGAGGAAGGAGCUGAGAGGAAGGUUCCCAUGGGAGCAGGACACAAUGGUUGCCAUGGCAGCGGGUUGAAACAGGAAGUGGCAGCAGCUCUGAGAGCGCUGAGAGACGAUCUGCUGGCUGAGCAGAGGCAGCAGGAGAGCCAGGCCAGCUGCAGUGGUGUCGCCCAGCGGAAACAUCUGGAGCACAGAGAGCUGCAGGAUCUGAGCGAGACGCAGCUGAUCGGCCUGCGGGGGGCGCUGCAGCAGGAGGUCCACGCGCUGAGCGCAGAGCUGGUGGCCCAACUGCUGGUCCGGGACCAGCUGAGGACCAAGCAGGACGCCAUGCUGCUGGACGUCCAGGACCUGACCUGACUCCAGAACCAGAACCGGGCCGAGCUGCUGUCGGGUCAGGACGCUGCUCUCCGUCCCGGGGAAAACCAACGGACCAAGGUCCAAAAGAACCACCUGGAAGGGCUGGA
Messenger RNA from Xiphophorus maculatus (southern platyfish), 1002 nucleotides. RefSeq names its product schwannomin-interacting protein 1-like. Bases 245 to 895 code for a protein of 216 amino acids. The transcript has 7 exons. The record is from RefSeq and is a predicted model, not a curated record. NCBI's taxonomy places the organism in Eukaryota, Metazoa, Chordata, Actinopteri, Cyprinodontiformes, Poeciliidae. Gene Ontology annotation, biological process: positive regulation of hippo signaling. Gene Ontology annotation, cellular component: cell junction; plasma membrane.